Molecule: messenger RNA, 4061 nt
Organism: Apis dorsata (giant honeybee)
Lineage: Eukaryota; Metazoa; Arthropoda; Insecta; Hymenoptera; Apidae
Gene: neur
Product: protein neuralized
Exons: 5
Coding region: 288-2276 (662 amino acids)
Molecular function (GO): ubiquitin protein ligase activity
Source: RefSeq, a predicted model, not a curated record
GUCAGUCGGAACUGGGCUGCCGCUCGUGACGGUUGUGGUCCACAUUAGUUCUUAGAUUUUUUAUUUCUUUUUUUUCGUCUGUUAAAAUCCUUUGUUGGAUCUACUUUUUUUUUUGUUUUAUUUCUAAAAUUGUGUGAUUGAUUCUAACUUUAUAGUUUUGAUUAUAUUUAUGUAAAGAAAUUGGUUUUUUGUGAGCAUUUUUGUGAUAAGAAUUUAGUGAUUUUUUAGUAAUUUUAUAAUACUUUUUAAAUCAUUGAUCGAUUUCGAAUCUCUCAUGGAUUAUUGAAAUGGCUAUAUUUCCACUCUGGGAACAUCCUGGACGUAGCCUGGGAAUAUCCUGUCAGAACUCCUGCAUUCCGGAUCGGCGAGUCGGAGUUAUGAAAUACCGAAGUGGAAACGCUCGAGCUGCCACGAGAGCACCAAGAUCAUCCAGUGCAGGUACUAACAAUCUGCCACCCCUAACGUUCCAUCAAGUUCAUGGUGAGAACAUCAGACUUUGCAAUGGCGGGACUAUUGCCAGAAGAUAUGAAAGUUUUUGUAGAGGUAUCACAUUCAGCGCACGUGCUGUGCGGGUUGGAGAAAAGGUUUGCGUCAAAUUCCUCGAGAUCUCAGACAAUUGGAGCGGCGUGAUCCGUUUCGGUUUCACGAGCAACGACCCGAUUAACCUCAGAAAUGGGCUUCCAAGGUACGCCUGCCCAGAUCUGACCAAUAAACCCGGUUACUGGGCUAAGGCCAUGGCCGAGAGAUUCGCCGAAAGGGACACGGUGCUCUUCUAUUACGUCACGUCCGCAGGGGACGUGCACUUCGGCAUAAAUGGCGAGGAAAAGGGCGUGUUCUUCAGCGGUGUCGAGACACGGGGCCCAUUAUGGGCCAUCAUCGACGUGUACGGUAAUAGCACAGCGAUCGAGUUCGUCGAUCCUAACAGACAACACUUCAAUAACAUCAGAAGAGGGACCGAGCACAGCAACGAGGACAACGCGCAGCAUAGCAGGCACUCGGCCAUGGACGACGCGAGCAACGCGAGCAGAGACGUCGAGAGGAUUAUAGUUCCGUCCAUGCAGGGCAUGUCGAUCCAUCACGAGCCCGACGUCGAGCUGCCUGGACUCAGGUUUCAGCCUCCCGGUGUCAUCUUCACGCCGUUACCCUUCCACUCAACUCGAGGCAGAAACAUCCGUUUUAGUAAUCAACAGUGCGUGGCGACAAGGACCGACACGGAAUUCUGCCAUGGCUAUGCAUUUACAAGCCAACCACUGCUACUAGGCGAACGUUUGGUCGUUCAGAUCUUAGCCACAGAACCGAUGUAUGUUGGCGCCCUCGCUCUAGGCUUGACAUCUUGCGAUCCGGCUCGACUCACUCCAGAAGAUCUACCAGACGACAGCGAUCUUUUAUUGGAUCGUCCAGAGUAUUGGGUAGUUUCCAAACAUGUCGCAUCGAGUCCUCAACCCGGUGACGAAAUAGCCUUCACAGUGACUCACUUUGGAGAGGUCCAAAUGAGCAAAAAUGGCGGACCACCGAAUGUAGUAAUGCACGUGGACCAAAGUCUUCAAUUGUGGGCAUUCUUCGAUGUAUACGGCAGCACGCAACAAGUCAGGAUGCUUGCCGAGAGGCCUACAUCACCACCUAGACAGCGCCAAAGCAAUCCUUCACCGGCGACAGUGUUGCAACAGCAACAGCAGCAACAGCAACAACAACAGCAACACUGUAAUCACAGUAACGCGGCCACAGAACUAUCCAGAUUCUCAGAAAUGGUUCAGUUUAAACCAGCCAUAGGCGGAGGUACCGUGCUCGUGGUGAAUCUUCCGCCUCAAACAGGCUAUGUCACACCGUCCUCGUCUACUCCCCAACCUACAUAUGCCUCUGCCGGACACAGAAAUCAACACGUUCAUCUUCCAGCAACAGUUGCCACCGCAUCCACGGCGUCAACGUUGCAUCCUGGAUCAUCCAGACAAUCCUCGCCACCUUUGACAGGCACUAUGGCCAGUACAGGAUCCUCCACUUACGUGGAGCCAGUAAAUUACCAGAGUCUCGACGGUACUCUCAUCUCUCAGGCAUCUUCCCAUCUGCAACAAUGGAGCGAGGGCCUCCAACCUACGCCUGGUCAGCCCAACGAAUGUUCAGUUUGCUAUGAAAGAAGCAUCGAUAGUGUGCUGUACAUGUGCGGCCACAUGUGUAUGUGCUAUCCUUGCGCCACACAACAGUGGCGCGGCAAAGGUGGCGGACAUUGCCCACUUUGUCGAGCAACCAUCAGGGACGUGAUCCGGAUUUACAGAUCCUGAACGAUGGCGCAGCCAGUUCGCGAAAGGAACGGUUCCAGGGGCUGAUGCUUGGCCAGCUCGCGUUAAAUCGUCCUCUCGAAACAAGCAAACGCUGUUUUCAUUGUACAAUUCAUCGUACGCAACAUUUUGGUGUUCUCGUCUGUGGAGAAACUAUGCUUAGGAUAAAUAAUAUCUUCGAUAACGGACUUACGUAGAAGCGUCCAAUUAUUCUUCUGCUAAUUCUUCCGCAGAUUUGGUCCUAUGUUGAUGAGUAGUUUGAUUGUUACGAGAUUCUCAGGAUCUUAGAAUUUUAGCAAACAAUGAAAAAAAUGUAGAAAUGAUGUUUCGGAUGAAAAGAAGUGAUUUAAAAUUACGUUUGUUACUACCAAAUUGAUAUAUAAGACGAGAACAUAUGGAAUAUCUUCGUUGGAUCGUGAAGACGGGAAAAGUUCUGAUUCAUCGACGGUUUUGCUAUCCUCGUAAUGUCAAUGAGAUUUAUAUUACUGAACUAUACAAGAUAUUCGCACGAAAUAGAUGGAAAAUUUAAAGGAUUCUAAACAUUAAAACAAAAAUAAAAGUUGAUAUGCAAAAAUAUCAAUUGAGGCUUAUUUAUUAAAGAAUGAGCAAUUUAAUUGUUUAUAAUUUAAUUGUUCUUAUUGCUUUAAAUGAAGCGAAAUCUAUCUUCUAUCUUUGUUUCGCUUCAUUUAGUGCAAAAUUAUAUUUCUUGUAACUUAAAAAAUAAGUUUCAACCGACAUCUUUGUAUAUCAAGUUUUAUUUGUUAUAUUUUGGUUUUUAGUAUUGCCUCUUAAAUCUUUUAUUUACUUCGUCCGCACAUCGUAUACCAGUUUCAAACGAGAGACAUAAAGAUUCUGUAUACGCGUGUAUGCCUCUGAGCUUCACAGAGAAUAAAGGAAAUGAGUGAACGUAUGAAAGAUAGAAAAGCGAAUGAAUGAAGAGAUUCAGAAAGAAAGAAAAAGAGUAACAUUAAUCUUAGAUAUUUUCACAAUCGAUAUUAUAUAUAAUAUUAUCGCUACCGUUAUUAUCAUUACAAGUUAUUGCUGUUACUAUUCUCAGCUCUUCUUUAGUUAUUAUUUUCAUUUGUAUGAUUAGUAAUAUUAUUCAUGAUUCAACAACGACAACAGUCGUAAGUUAUUCUUAUAUGAGAAUAACUAUAUCGGCGAAUACCAUUAUUUUUUAUCACUUCAGGCGAAUAAAUCAUCGUAUCGACAAAAGUAUCGUCAUUUGUAUCCAACUUUUAGUCGAGAUCGAUAUCGUAGCGUGACUUUUAUUUAAUGAUUAAAAAUAAUACGCCUCGUGUGAUUAAUAAAGCAAGCGCCUAAGGCGUGCAUAGGUUAGAUUUAUGUCACUUUUAUAUCCCCAUCUGGGUUUUAUGUUAUUCAUUUUCCUCCUUCGUCUUUUAAUUUGCUCUCGCAGAAUUGGAACGACCGCGUCAUAAUCGUGUCCUCGAGCUUGCAAAAAGACGCGCGAGCGCGUGUCCUUUCCUCAUUUGUUACUUUCGACAAUAACGCUUGGAUAUGUAUGUGUAACUUUGAAAUUAUUAGCGGUUUGAACGAUACCAUAACUGGUGGUGUGUGUAUAAUCGACUGCUAUGUAUUACGUCGUAUGUAUUACCAAAGAAAUAACGCGACAUGAUUCCUCCCCGCUCUGUGUACGUUUUCAACAAACUCGUAUGCAGCCUCCUUCAUGCAACCAGCCUUAAAAGGACGAUGGUUUUUGAUACGUUUUAGAAUUUAGCGUUACCGUUUUUCUACCAAGUUCGCGCGCCUUCAAUGCUAUACAAAAAA